GGACAGGACAGGGCAGGAUGAAAAAAAUCACCCUGUGGACACCUCUGCUUCCUAAUCAAACUAACUAGGCGUGAUUUUCAUUUCAAAGAUAAAAAAUUGAGAUAUCAACUUAAUAUGUUGAAAAGAUGUUUUAUAGACUUUUUGGAUAAGUUCGUUGCUUUAUUUUUUAAAUAAUGUGAAUUUAAAUGGCGUUUUUAAAAGUAAAAAUAACUGAAACUGAAUGAGUGUAUUCGACGUAAAGAAGUUGAUGAGUCUUAUAUAUGCAAUAUUUCAUUAAUCGUACUCUCUAGAGUGUCAUUUUAAAAUAGCUAUUGCUCGUAGAGUCGCUUUCGACGUUAAGUCUUGAACAACAUUCAAAAAAUACUUGAGUCAAAAGAAUGGUCAGCUUUUCAAUUUCUGUUAGCUUCUACCAAGAAUUCUGUGAAAAAUCCAAUUUUUGCUUGAUUCUAAACUCUUAUCUGAGAAGAGAAACUUCAUGCUAUGAAAUGCCAUUAUACUGGAAUCUGGGCACAAAGUGAGGGUACCCAUUUUACGUCUUUUAAAAUCUUCUACAACAUUCGACGGCUGCGACUGAAAAAUUCUAUUCUUUUCUUUUCAUUUUAUAGUUGAUACUUGAGACUAAUACUAUCGUCGUUUUCUUUUGUCAGAUUUUUUCCAAAAUUUAGUCCUGAGAUAUGCAUGAAGUCAAUAAAUUUUCAACGAAAUUGAAAAACUUAAAACUGUAUUUCACAUUCUCUCCCAGUAAGAUAGAAUGCCAUAAGUGUUGGAGACAUGCCGCCGCAUUCACACUUUGAGAGAAUGUAAAAUGAAGUGAUGGUACCCAUGUGCAUGCAAGUUUUGAUGACAGUGUUGAUCUAGGUGUAUGGAUGUGGUCUAAGAGCUGCAUCGACACUCACACAAGAAAGCAGUGUCCGUUAGAACCGAAAUAUACAAAGAAUAGUGAAUGAUAGAUAUAUAAUUAUAUUCUUCAGUUCUUUCUCCCUGUGAAAUGCAUCACUUUAUGUUGAAUGAAGAAUAUUUGUAUUAAAAUUCGCACUUUCGUCGGCUCGUCCCAUUAUUCACUACUGAAAAUGUUAUCAUGUGUUAAAAGUAUUUUGCUACGAUAUGCUCACAAAUUUCAUUGAAAUCAUGCACUAGUUUUUAGGAAUUUACUAAACUCACAAUCUCUUCCGCGUAUGACAGUGUAACUUAGUAUUUUUAUUUAGAGCCUCAAGAAUUCGAUGUUCCUAGUAAGAAACUAAAUUGUAGAGGCCGUUCUUGUGCUCGGUGUCACAAGUGUCGUGAUUGGCAUUUUACUGGCAAUCAAGCCACUUGGAAUUGGACAUGCAAUUACAAGAAUUGGCAACCAAAAGAUAAGGACCGUUGGCGCAAUGAUCGUAUUUGCGAUCUUUUUGAGAGGCGUGCUGGUGCCACAUGUUAUCUUGAUGGUUAUGAUCUUGAUAGUCGUUAUCUUAGUUAUCUUUAUCUUAGUGGUAGUCUUGAUCUUUAUCUUAGUCAUUUGUGCUUGUGUGAACUUCAUUAA
This is a messenger RNA of Rotaria sordida, 1522 nucleotides long. The record is from the annotation of a GenBank genome assembly. NCBI's taxonomy places the organism in Eukaryota, Metazoa, Rotifera, Eurotatoria, Philodinida, Philodinidae.